UAACCAAAGAUAUAUGUAUGUAUAAUAUUGCAAGCAUUCUACGUUCUAACUUAAUUACAACACCUGCCACUUGUUAGUUGUUUUAGUGACGGCAGAAUAUAUUGUUCAUUCAACGAUUAUUUGCAAGUCUGUUGGGUAGAACUUACCAAAAACAUGAUCGCAUUUAGCCACUAAUACUAUGAAGAUUCAUUUGAUCAAAAGCUAUGAUUCGAUCGCUCAUCCUGCCUCUUCCAUCUCUAUGUCAAUUUACUUGCAACAGUAGCAUAUUUGUGGCAACUCGCGCGUUAUCCACAAUGUCCACGCGAUUAGUAGCUGUUUGUCAAAUGACGUCUACUGGGGACAGAGAAAAAAAUUUUGAGGUCGUCUCGAGCCUCGUAUCUCAAGCUAAAGGAAACAACGCCUGCAUUGCCAUGUUUCCAGAGGCUUGCGAUUAUUUGGCAGAUAAUAAGAAGGAUAUCGUAGCAAUGGCAGAGCCACUCGACGGAGAAUUGAUGAGGCGAUACAAAUGUUUAGCCCGGAAUCAUGACAUCUGUUUAUCAUUAGGAGGAAUUCACGAAAAAUCCGCUGAGAAUCGUGACAAAAUUUACAACUCACACGUUUUAAUAAACAACAGGGGUGAAAUGGUCGCAGUCUACAGAAAAAUACAUUUAUUUGAUAUGGAUAAUCCAGAGACGGGAGUUAGGUUAAUGGAAUCAGACUAUGUGGAUAGAGGUGGUGAAAUUUUACCACCUGUACAGACUCCAGCUGGACUAAUGGGCUUGAGUAUCUGUUACGACAUGCGUUUCCCUGAAAUAUCUCUGAGUUUGAGAAAAAUGGGGGCCCAAAUACUGACGUUUCCCUCCGCAUUCACGUAUCAAACGGGUGCUGCUCAUUGGGAGGUAAUUCUGAGGGCUAGAGCAAUAGAAAGCCAAUGCUACGUCAUUGCAGCGGCUCAAACAGGAGCACACAAUAAGAAGCGUGUUAGUUGGGGACAUGCGAUGAUUGUCGACCCGUGGGGAACGGUGAUAGCACAAUGCGCGGAAAGAACAGGUAUCGCUGUAGCUGAAAUAGACCUGGACUUGUUGGAUAAAAUUCGUAAAAAUAUGCCAUGCGAUAAACAUAGGCGUACAGAUUUAUAUCCUGAAUUAAAGCCUCUGGAACAGUUCAAAUAAAUAAAACCGUUCAUUGAAGUUGAUUGCCGAAUUCGAUUUAUUGGCAUUCAAAUACAUUCCGUUGUAGAUUUUGAGAUAGAGUGCCUAGUCUUCGUGGGGGCAAAAAGUACGUGUCGUGUUUCAUUUUCGGACGAAAAGUGAUUAAAACGAAAUAAAUAAAAGAAUUG
Neodiprion fabricii is the source of this 1318-nucleotide messenger RNA. It is a transcript of the gene NitFhit, whose product is annotated as deaminated glutathione amidase. Gene Ontology annotation, molecular function: hydrolase activity, acting on carbon-nitrogen (but not peptide) bonds, in linear amides; bis(5'-adenosyl)-triphosphatase activity. The record is from RefSeq and is a predicted model, not a curated record. Gene Ontology annotation, biological process: nucleobase-containing compound metabolic process. Lineage: Eukaryota; Metazoa; Arthropoda; Insecta; Hymenoptera; Diprionidae. The coding region runs from base 204 to 1151 and encodes 315 amino acids. The transcript has 7 exons.